UAGAAUACUCCACACCUCCACCCUCCCCUUUCCCAUCCCUCUCUCUCUCUCUCUUUCCGGGGGGGCUCCUGGCUCCAUCUAUCCACCUGCAGAUAUCACAAGCUUUUCCUGCUGCAGCAGCACCUGCAGCUUCUCCGUCUGCAGUACAAGCAGCUGCUAAAUUCCCCAUAAGCCUCUGGCUUCCUGCCCCCCUCACUUUCUUGGAAGCCCAGCACCACACGAGGAUCAUUCACUCACUACAGUGGCGUACUAGAAUACCACUUGUGCGCACACAGCAGCAGCAGCCGCCGUGCAUAGUUGUGAUGUACAGGUAGUAGCAGCCGCGCUCGGCUCCAUGGAGGAUCUGUACAGCAUCCACCCAGGGAUCUCGCGGGUCGGCGGCGCGGCGAGCGAGGCGUCCGUCGCCGGCGUCGGCGGCCCCUCGCCGUCGGAUCUGACGGAGCUCAUGAAGGCGCAGAUCGCCAGCCACCCUCGCUACCCCUCCCUCCUCUCCGCCUACAUCGAGUGCCGCAAGGUGGGAGCACCUCCGCAGGUGGCGUCGCUGCUGGAGGAGGUCAGCCGGGACCGGGAGAGGCGCCCCGGCGCCGGCGCCGGGGAGAUCGGCGUCGAUCCCGAGCUCGACGAGUUCAUGGACUCCUACUGCCGGGUGCUGGUGCGGUACAAGGAGGAGCUGUCGCGGCCGUUCGACGAGGCCGCGUCGUUCCUGAGCAGCAUCCAGGCGCAGCUCAGCAACCUCUGCAGCGCCGGCAGCUCGCCGGCGGCGACCGCCACGCACUCCGAUGACAUGAUGGGGUCGUCUGAGGAUGAGCAGUGCUCAGGGGACACUGAUGUGCCAGACAUAGGGCAAGAACAUAGCUCUCGCUUAGCUGACCACGAACUCAAGGAAAUGCUUCUUAAGAAGUACAGUGGAUGCCUCAGCCGUCUUCGUUCGGAGUUCCUGAAGAAGCGGAAGAAAGGGAAGCUACCGAAGGAUGCACGGACAGUAUUACUAGAGUGGUGGAACACUCACUACCGCUGGCCUUAUCCUACGGAGGAAGAUAAGGUGAGGCUUGCAGCGAUGACCGGUCUCGACCCAAAGCAGAUCAACAAUUGGUUCAUCAACCAGAGGAAGAGGCAUUGGAAACCAUCGGAGGACAUGCGGUUCGCGCUCAUGGAGGGUGUUGCGGGUGGAUCUUCUGGGACAACACUCUACUUCGAUACAGGCACAAUUGGACCCUGAAUCACACACCACUUGGAAUGACAAUUGGCCAACUCAAUCAGUAGUAAGACCUGGCAUGUGAAGUGACGAUCUGCCCGGUCAAAAUUGACAAUAAAUCUGUUGGGCUGAGGUUGAUCAGAUUAGUCAGUUGCCCCAUUAUUUUACAAGUUCAUGUGUAUAUGGUGCCAUCGUAUCAAAACAAACUGUAUGUAUGGGCGGAUUGAGGAGACCUGCAAAAGCAUUUUUAAUUAGUAGUUUCACGUAUUGGCUCAUGGAUCUGUAAUACUCGCUACCCAAUUUAAUUGUUAGAUAGGUUGAAGGGCUUAUAAAGUUAAAUUUACUUCUGCUCUUUCAUUCA
This is a messenger RNA of Sorghum bicolor (sorghum), 1556 nucleotides long. Its product is annotated as homeobox protein knotted-1-like 1. Gene Ontology annotation, molecular function: DNA binding; DNA-binding transcription factor activity, RNA polymerase II-specific. The coding region runs from base 335 to 1219 and encodes 294 amino acids. Gene Ontology annotation, biological process: regulation of DNA-templated transcription. The transcript has 5 exons. Lineage: Eukaryota; Viridiplantae; Streptophyta; Magnoliopsida; Poales; Poaceae. Gene Ontology annotation, cellular component: nucleus. The record is from RefSeq and is a predicted model, not a curated record.